Chinchilla lanigera (long-tailed chinchilla) is the source of this 2185-nucleotide messenger RNA. It is a transcript of the gene Psma7, whose product is annotated as proteasome subunit alpha 7. The record is from RefSeq and is a predicted model, not a curated record. NCBI's taxonomy places the organism in Eukaryota, Metazoa, Chordata, Mammalia, Rodentia, Chinchillidae. Gene Ontology annotation, cellular component: nucleus; proteasome core complex; proteasome core complex, alpha-subunit complex.
CCUCGGGCGCGCUCCCGCGCCGGGGAUUGCGGGUGUCGCGAGGCGGUGCUGGCUCCGUAUUCCAGGGCUGUCGCGCGGGCGCUUGUGGCCACUUGCCUGGACAGCACCGUGGCGCGGGCGGCGUGGCGGGGGUCCGCUCGCUCGGUCCUGAGCCCGCGCGGCCGGCCGCCUCCGGCAGGCUGGCUGGAGCCAUCUUGGCCCCUUCCUGGCGCCCGAUCGGAGGCUGCAGGUGCGCGGGCGGCUCCAGGGCCGGCUGGGGCGCCCGCAGGCAGCAGGGACGCGGGGCCGCCCUGGCGAGGCCCAGGUGGGCUUCGAGAACAAAGGGCAGCUCUUUGGCCUGCGCUAGUGACUAGCCGCUUCCGGAUCUGGCUGCUCCGCAGACAGCUGCUCCGCCCAGCUCCGCUGACGCUGGGUGCUGGUUCCAGCGCGCCGCUUGCCUGCCAGGGCUCGUGUUUGGGGCCCUUAGCGUAAGCUGUUGUAAAUGUAAAGUCUUGACGCCUUCAGGACGCCUGCCAGUGUGACUUGUCAAAGCAUGAGUGCUCCGCUUUUACCAUUUGGUCUUUAAAGGUUUGAAUGGGUAGAGAAAGCCGGCACGCGGGGUUCUGAAAUCUGGUGUUUCCGUUUCCGAGUCUUUAACAGUUUGCAGGUUAAUGAAUGCCCCGGGUCUGUGCGAUGCCCUAACUCAGCCCACACUGCUCUGGAAGAGGAGCCUGCUGAUGCCCAGCCUCAGCAUCCAGUGCUUCCUACGGACCCCCUGCUUACUGCUUCUGACUAGGUUCCCUGGGCAGGAAGGUCACAUGGUCAGGCGAGUCAGCGGGAGGAAGCUCCUGGGAACUGACAUGCUCUGACCUGUGGGCGCAUGUGCAGAGCUUUGCUGUUGUUCAGGACCUUGCGGAGGUGCUCCUGGCGUCUGGAGAACUGAGGUGCAGCCACCUGCUACAGUGCCUCUGUACCAGGCAGGCAAUUUGCUUGAAUGAUUGUUCCGUGUGUUUCUGCACCUGUCUUGACUUUAGGAAAGUCAGGGAUUUUCCGUGUUUAAAAGUGGCCACAUCAUCUCCUCUGCCAUAGGGAAGGAGUGAUGGACUUUAAAGUUAAGUAGUAGCUGUUCUCUUGUUGCAAACCAGGCCCUUCCCACUGCUGUGCACACUGCUGUGUGCCAGUACAAGGACAGGGACGUGGUCCUUAACGAGCCUUCACAGCCCCAGAAACAGUAGCUUCAGGACACCUGAGGGAACGCUUCAUCACCAACUGCAAAAUCUUGCAAACGAUUAUUUGGGUGGAAAUGAAAUACAACUAAACUACCUAUCAGUAUUUUAAGAACACGAGAUGAACCCCUGCAUCAUGAUACCUGCACUGGCUCCACCGGGAGUGGACUUGGACCCUGGUUUGCCGGCAGUGGUGUGGAGCGCCUGGAGCCAGGUUGGUGUCCGAGGAAGGGACAUUGUUGUUCUUGGUGUGGAAAAGAAAUCAGUGGCUAAACUACAGGAUGAAAGAACAGUGCGGAAGAUCUGUGCUUUGGACGACAAUGUCUGCAUGGCCUUUGCAGGCCUCACUGCUGACGCUAGGAUCGUCAUCAACAGGGCCCGGGUAGAGUGCCAGAGCCACCGGCUGACUGUGGAGGACCCAGUCACGGUGGAGUACAUCACCCGCUACAUCGCCAGUCUGAAGCAGCGUUACACGCAGAGCAAUGGGCGCAGGCCGUUCGGCAUCUCUGCUCUUAUUGUGGGUUUCGACUUUGACGGCACCCCCCGCCUCUAUCAGACUGACCCCUCUGGCACGUACCAUGCCUGGAAGGCCAAUGCCAUAGGCAGAGGUGCUAAGUCAGUGCGUGAGUUCCUGGAGAAGAACUAUACUGAUGAAGCCAUUGAGACAGACGAUCUGACUAUCAAGCUGGUGAUCAAGGCACUCCUGGAAGUGGUCCAGUCAGGUGGCAAAAACAUUGAACUUGCUGUCAUGCGGCGAGAUCAGCCUCUCAAGAUUCUAAAUCCUGAAGAAAUUGAGAAGUAUGUUGCUGAAAUUGAAAAGGAAAAAGAAGAAAAUGAAAAGAAGAAACAAAAGAAAGCAUCGUGAAGAAAGCUUCCUUGGAGUGGCUUUAACCUCAAUCAUGGAUGAGUCCCAGUGAUACAUGGGGUUUUCCAUCUGUCACACGGAGUACCCAAUAAACUUCCAUAUUUUUUAACCUUUC